AUGUCCUGGACUCUCCCCUCUUCCCCCUUGCUUAGGUCCUCCGCACAGCCAGCCAUGGAGGGACAGCUGCAGGACCUGAGGCUCCAGCUGGAGAAGCAGUGUCUGCUGAACAAGGAGCUGGAGAACCGCAAUGUGGACCUGGAGAGGCGUCUGCAUGAGAAGGAGAAGCUGCUGAAGGAGCUUCAGAGCCAACUGGAUGAGCUUGACUGCCAGAGAGAGAGAAGCAGCAAUGACGGCGAACCAGAUGUGCGGAAAAGCCGAACAGCAGUCAUCGUCACUGAGCCCAUCCCCGAGGAUGUGGAAAUAACGGGCACACGGGUUCAGAAGAGUGUCAGUGAAUCGAGCCUCAUUAUAAAGGCCAUCCAGAAGAAUGACUUUCUGAGCCGACUGGAUGACGAGCAGGUUACCAUGAUGGUGGACUGUCUGGUGAAGCAGGAGAUCAGCCAAGGGGAGGCAAUCAUCGUGGAGGGCACUGAAGGCAACAGCAUGUACAUCGUAGCAGAAGGGGAGCUCCUGGUAACCCAGGCUGGGCGUGUUUUGCGAACUCUGACAUCUGGGGACGUCUUUGGAGAGCUGGCCAUCCUCUACAACUGCAAGCGCACUGCAUCUGUCAAAGCUGUGACAAACGUCAAACUGUGGUGUAUUGAGAGGCAGACCUACCGCACUAUCGUGACCAACAAGUCAAAGAAAAAACGAGAGCAGAUCAUGGGCUUCUUAAAGACUGCCCGCACCCUAAAGGACCUGAGUGAUGUGCAGCUCUCCAAAAUCAUUGACUCCAUGGAAGAGGUCAAAUUCCAGGACAAUGAAGUGAUAGUACGUGAAGGAACGGAGGGGGACACUUUCUAUAUCAUCCUUAAAGGAGAGGUCCUGGUCACCAAGAGGGUGAACGGACAGCAAAAAGAGAUCCGCAAGAUGGGCAAAGGGGAGCACUUUGGGGAACUGGCUCUUAUCCGCGAGAUGUGCAGAACAGCCACAUGCACUGCAGUGGGCCCAGUCACCUGCUUCUCCAUCGACAAAGAGGUUUUCGAAGAGACCAUACCUUUGGAAAACCUCGAGCUUCAUGAUGACUUGAAUGUGUUUGAAGACGCAAUGGCACCAGAGAAGAGGGGCCCGAGCAGCUGUCUGCAUCUGAAGGACUUCGUACCCGUGCUCUACCAGGAGGGACGCUACCUAGGAGAGCCUGUCACUCUCGGAGUGGGCGGAUUUGGACGUGUCGAGCUGGUGACGUGCCAGCAGCAGGGCAAGUACUACGCCCUGAAGCGGAUCAGUAAGAAGCACAUCGUUGCCAAGCGACAGGAGGAGCAUGUGAAAUUUGAGAAGCGGAUACUGCAGGAAAUUCAGAGUGACUUUAUUGUCAGGCUUCAUGCUGGCUUCAGGGACACUCGCUACAUCUAUAUGGUCAUGGAGUUCUGCUCUGGUGGGGAGCUAUGGACUAAACUCAAGGAAUCUGGGCGCUUUGAAGAGAGCAUUGCCGUAUUCUGUGCUGCCUGUGUAGUCGAGGCGUACGCUUACCUCCACAAGAGAGGCAUCUUGUAUCGGGAUUUGAAGCCAGAGAACCUGAUGCUGGACAAGCGCGGAUAUGUCAAACUGGUAGAUUUUGGCUUUGCUAAGGAGCUACUGCGGGGGGAGAAGACCUAUUCAUUCUGUGGGACCCCUGAGUACAUGGCCCCUGAGAUCAUACAGAACCAUGGCCACGACUUUGCUUCAGAUUUCUGGUCCCUGGGUGUCUUGGUGUUUGAGUUCCUGGUGGGCAGUCCCCCAUUUGCCAGCUCAGAUCCUCAGAAGAUUUAUGCCAAAAUACUGGAUGGAGCGCUUAAAUUCCCCCCCUACAUGGGGGAAGCUGCCCGGUCUCUGAUCAGCAAGCUGUGCAGGCCGCGACCAGGGCAGAGGUUGGGGAAUACUAAAAACGGGAUUAAAGAUGUUCGAAAUCACAGGUGGUUUGGCAGCGUUAACUGGCACAAGCUGCGCAUGGGCCAACUGGAGGCACCAACGCAGCGACUCAUACGCAAGGGCCCCUGCUAUAUUAACUUUGACAGACACCCCUACGACAGGACUCAGGCAGAAGAGGAUUUGUCCGGCUGGGAUGAUGACUUCUGACCCGAUUGCAUUAGGUCCGGGUCAGGAAUGAAUGGGUGAAUUUUGAGGCUCAGGGUUGGAGAGACUCAGGAAAUGAGAACAUUGGGGUGCAGAGAGGUUCCCUCAUGCGCCUUGACCCUUGCGUUCACAGAUUUAAAGACGGCUUGUCCGUAAUCUUCGGACUGUUGACCGAGCGAAAGAACCGCUCCAUCCUUUUAACCUCGAGUCGUUCAGUCAUACAUCACGAGGUCCAAUACAAUGUUUUACAUCGGCAUAGAAUGCGGUACCUUUUCAUGCCAAAGAUAUCUACAUCCCUUGGAAAUGUCAGGGUAAUAAACACAAACCUGCCACGUUCUUUGGAAAGGAGCGAAACGGUUCAUUUGUUUUGAUGGCGUUCUUUGAGAAAAGGUGUUACUGAAUUAUCACAGCUUUAGGUGAGACCGAUAUGAAGACCAACAGACAGGUGACAAAGAUGCCCACGGAUGCAGAAGCACAUGUGGAGAAAGAGGAGGCCUCCACUGUCCCUGGAAUUUUCCUCCUCGCUUGUAUACCAUCGACUGCCCACUUCAGUCAAGAGUCGACGUUCAUGGUCAUGCUUGACCGUCUACAUGCCCUCUGCAGCACACACCUGGCAAAUACU
Molecule: messenger RNA, 2716 nt
Organism: Scleropages formosus (Asian bonytongue)
Lineage: Eukaryota; Metazoa; Chordata; Actinopteri; Osteoglossiformes; Osteoglossidae
Gene: prkg3
Product: protein kinase cGMP-dependent 3
Exons: 22
Coding region: 1-2097 (698 amino acids)
Biological process (GO): protein phosphorylation
Molecular function (GO): cGMP-dependent protein kinase activity; ATP binding
Source: RefSeq, a predicted model, not a curated record